CUCCGCGUUCCUCCGGCGGUCGAACAGCGCCGGGCGCAUGGAGGCCUCGGAGGACCCCGGGCCAGGACGCCGAAGUCGGGGAGCAAGCCCCGCGCGCCGCGGACCGCGCUGCCCGCCACUGUCCGAAUUUCGGGGGGAGCUCUGGGAACUCUUGGUCCUGGCGGGCCCCGCGUUCUUGGCCCAGCUGAUGGUAUUUCUGAUCAGUUUCAUAAGCUCUGUGUUCUGUGGUCACCUGGGGAAGCUGGAACUAGAUGCCGUCACACUCGCCAUUGCAGUUAUUAAUGUCACUGGAAUCUCUGUUGGGUUCGGUUUAUCCUCUGCUUGUGACACUCUCAUCUCCCAGACCUAUGGAAGCCGAAACUUGAAGCAUGUGGGAGUCAUCCUGCAGAAAGGUGUGCUCAUGCUGCUUCUCUGCUGCUUCCCCUGCUGGGCCCUCUUCAUCAACACAGAGCAGAUCCUGCUCCUCUUCAGGCAGGACCCGGAUGUAUCCAGGCUUACCCAGACUUAUGUCAUGAUCUUUAUUCCAGCUCUUCCUGCAACCUUUCUUUAUACAUUGCAAGUCAAAUAUUUGCUCAAUCAGGGAAUCAUAUUGCCUCAGAUCAUCACUGGAAUUGCAGCUAACCUUAUCAACGCCCUCACCAACUAUCUGUUCCUCCACCAAAUGCACCUCAGUGUUAUGGGCUCAGCACUGGCAAAUACCAUUUCCCAGUUCAUCCUGGCCUUGUUCCUCUUCUUCUACAUCCUUGGGAAAAAACUGUAUCAAGCUACCUGGGGAGGUUGGUCUCUUGAGUGCCUGCAGGACUGGGCCUCCUUCCUCCACCUGGCCAUUCCCAGUAUGCUUAUGCUAUGCAUAGAGUGGUGGGCCUACGAGAUUGGGAGCUUCCUGAGUGGUAUCCUCGGCAUGGUGGAGCUGGGAGCCCAGUCAGUUGUGUAUGAGCUGGCUGUUAUUGUGUACAUGAUCCCAACAGGCUUCAGCGUGGCUGCCAGCGUCCGUGUGGGGAAUGCACUGGGUGCGGGGAACAUCGAACAGGCCAAGAGGUCCUCGGCGGUUGCCCUGGUCAUCACAGAACUCUUCGCUGUAACCUUAUGUGUCCUGAUGUUAAGCUGUAAGGAUCUUGUGGGGUACAUUUUCACAACUGACAAAGAAAUUAUUACUCUAGUUGCCCAGGUGGUUCCUAUCUAUGCUGUUUCCCACCUCUUCGAUGGCCUUGCUUGCACAAGUGGUGGCAUUCUGAGGGGAAGUGGAAAUCAGAAGGUUGGAGCCAUAGUUAAUGCCAUUGGGUAUUAUGUUGUUGGUCUUCCUAUUGGAAUUUCACUGAUGUUUGCAGCCAAACUAGGAGUGAUUGGUCUGUGGGCAGGAAUCAUCAUCUGCGCCAUCUCUCAAGCCGUGUGUUUUCUAGGCUUUAUUUUGCGGCUAAAUUGGAAAAAAGCCUGCCAACAGGCUCUGGUACAUGCCAAUUUGAAAGGCAACAUGGCCGAAGAUGGAACUUCUCCUCUUUCUCAGGACUCCAUUUGCACAGAAAAUCCUGAAAGCCAUGGAGAAAUUUUAAUCAGAGAUGUUGAAAAAAAAGAUGAGACUCCGUGGAAUCAGCAAAUGCUUCAAGAAGAGCAUCUUCAGGUCCAACCAGAGGAAAAUAUUAAGCUGUCUAGGCAACAGCUAAUACUGCGGCGAGGGCUCAUACUCCUGGGGGCCAUUUCAAUCUUACUGGUGGGAAUUUUAGUGAGAAUUUAUGUCAGAACUGAAUGAUGAGGUCAGGGCAAGUGAGCUUCCAAACAAAUAAUUCAUAGGCCAAAGUUGGAAGUUUAUUUUCAGGCAGUGGAUUCAACUGUGCCCAUGGAUUUCAAGAACUCAAAGUUUAUCGUCAGAAGUAUUAUAUUAGAGUAUUAAUUGACCCUUCCCUGUUUCAACCAGGGAUCACUGUGUAUUGACUGCAUCAACUGAUUACUUUGAUAUUUCUUCUAUUUACUGGUUUAUUUUUUUAAAUACAAACAUAUAUACUUAAUGUUUGUGGAUUCUUACUG
This is a messenger RNA of Suncus etruscus (white-toothed pygmy shrew), 2022 nucleotides long. Its product is annotated as multidrug and toxin extrusion protein 1-like. The record is from RefSeq and is a predicted model, not a curated record. NCBI's taxonomy places the organism in Eukaryota, Metazoa, Chordata, Mammalia, Eulipotyphla, Soricidae. The coding region runs from base 38 to 1747 and encodes 569 amino acids. Gene Ontology annotation, biological process: xenobiotic detoxification by transmembrane export across the plasma membrane. Gene Ontology annotation, cellular component: membrane. The transcript is spliced from 17 exons. Gene Ontology annotation, molecular function: xenobiotic transmembrane transporter activity; antiporter activity.